AUGAAUACAAAACAACUUCAAAAUCAAUAUGUUCAACGGCGAUACCGAACAAAUCCGAAUGUUCAGCCAAAUUCACGCCGUCCUGAGAAACAAAAUGUUAAGCAAAGACAUCAGCAAACUAACUCCCAACUUGUUCAUCAAUUUAAUAUAUAUUGUGCUAGUCUACAUAGCACACCCAUCUAUGACUUCGACAUGUAUGAAGACAAAAAUCAUCGUUGCAAGAUGACAUUGUCAGUAUUUCCUAAUCUGCAAUCGGUUGGUACAGGUGGAACAACAAAAACUGAGGCAAAAGCCAAUGCGAUAAUCGCAUUUCUCGCUCAUUUGGAAAAACGAAAACAAGUUGGAUUGUUCGUGCCAUUUGUGAAUCCAAUUUUAUAUCGAAAUAUCCAAGCUGAAUUACGUCGAGCAACUUCAUCGACACCAGAUUUAAAUGUGAAUGUCAAUGAAUAUCUGUUAGCUGAUCGAAUUGUAUCAACACGACAAGUUAAAAAAGACGAAAAACUUAUUUACAUUAUUCAACGAAUCUGUGGCAUUCGUACUGUGACAUUAAACCAGUCAUCGACUAUGACAAUUGUUUAUUUCAUCGGACCUAAAUCUAAAGAGCAAUUAAUUCAACCCUAUACCAAAGCAUUAUUUCAACCUGAUAAUGAUCAAAUGUUUAAUUAUGGUGAAAAAUUAUUCGAUGUAUUUAGUGAUGACAAAUUUAUUGAUAGCGUUUGUCAACGUUUGAAAGUACUAUGUAAUAAUCAUCUUGAAGAAUGUAAACUAUUUAUUCGUGGAAGUUCUGUGAAUGUUCAAUUGUGCUACAAUGAAUUUGUUACGCUACGGCGUGAAUUUGAAAACGAAUAUCAUCGUCGGCGAAAAGUUUCAGGUCCGAACACAAAUGUAGGUGGAAAACCAUCUGGAAUAACAACUGCGACUGCACAAUUACAAUCAACACAUAUCGAUAAUAAUGAAAAAGCGUCGGAUACUGAGGAAAAGGACGACGAUCAAGUUCCGGAUUAUUCGACGUAUAAUGAUGAUGUAAAUACAUCGAUGUUGAAGGUGUUGAGACAGGAGGAAAACACCGAUGAACAAACAACAAAUGAUGCUACAACAAAAAACACAUCAUCAAUGCCAGCGAAAGAUUCACCCAUCGUCAUCGAAGUUUCAGACGAUUCAUCGGAAAGUACCGAUUUGCAAGUUCUUCAAAGUAUCAAACCUCCUGUUACGAAAAAACCAGAUCCAAAACUAUUACUUACCCUACCCGAAACUACAUUUCGAUCAAAUUCUGAAUCUCAGAUACCUCAGUUACCACCACCGCCACCACCAUUAAUGUCAUCAAUUUUAACACCAACUCUUCGCCAUGUGGUUUUAGAUGGACAAAAUGUCGGCCGAAAUUCAAAUGAUUAUUAUGGUGUCUUUUCCUGGUCUCGUUUAUGGAAUGCGAUCAAUUAUUUUAAAAACCGUGGUCAUGAAAAUAUAAUUGCUUUUCUCCCUAUGUACUACCGAGACCAUUCUAAUAAGAAUCUUUCUCCAAAUGAUGCUAAUCGUGAACGACAAUAUCGUGAUACGCUGAUCAAUUCACGAUAUAUUGCCUUCACACCUUCACGAUAUAACAAUGGACAACGCCUAACAAACUAUGAUGAUCGAUUUAUUCUACAAUAUGCUGCUGAUAACGACGGUAUUGUUGUUAGUAAUGAUAAUUUCCGUGAUCUUCAACGUGAAAAAGCUUUUCAAUUUGUGAUAAAUAAUCGAAUUCUACCAUUUGCAACCAUCAAUGAUACAUUCAUGCCUGCUACUGAUCCACUCGGUCGUAAUGGCCCACAUUUGGAUCAAUUUUUGACAAAGACAAGUCUGUGA
Messenger RNA from Adineta ricciae, 1842 nucleotides. NCBI's taxonomy places the organism in Eukaryota, Metazoa, Rotifera, Eurotatoria, Adinetida, Adinetidae. The record is from the annotation of a GenBank genome assembly.